Messenger RNA from Paramuricea clavata, 455 nucleotides. The record is from the annotation of a GenBank genome assembly. NCBI's taxonomy places the organism in Eukaryota, Metazoa, Cnidaria, Anthozoa, Malacalcyonacea, Plexauridae.
AUGACAUCCAGUGAAAGUCUGAUUGUGAAAAGUAAAGUAGUAGAAGUUAACAUUAGUGAUCAUUUCUUGGUUAGUUGUGAACUUAAUUUAAAAAAGCCAAAACUAAAACCAAGAUAUAUCAAUGCACGAAGUUUUAAAGAUUACGAUCGAAAUCAAUUUGUCAUGGAUUUAGCACAAAUUCCUUGGCAUGAACAUUUUUCAAUUGACGAUGUGAAUGGAAAACUCUCCUCAUUUAAUGGUCACUUUUCGAGUAUCUUGGAAAAACAUGCACCGGUUAAGAGCAUGAAAAUACAAUAUCGCCGGUUUCCAUUUAUGAGUAGAGAGAUUAAAGAACUGAUGAAAAAUAGAGAUAAAUUACAUAAGCUCGCACGAUCAACCAAUAUGACAACAGAUUGGGAAAAUUACCGUGUUUGUAGUCAGGCUGUAAAAAAGGCGUUACGUGAAUCUGAAAGGAA